Messenger RNA from Cotesia glomerata, 1732 nucleotides. RefSeq names its product catalase. The transcript is spliced from 7 exons. Lineage: Eukaryota; Metazoa; Arthropoda; Insecta; Hymenoptera; Braconidae. Gene Ontology annotation, biological process: hydrogen peroxide catabolic process; response to hydrogen peroxide. The record is from RefSeq and is a predicted model, not a curated record. Gene Ontology annotation, cellular component: mitochondrion; peroxisome; cytoplasm. Bases 147 to 1679 code for a protein of 510 amino acids. Gene Ontology annotation, molecular function: heme binding; catalase activity.
UGAAGUUGAUGUCGGGACGUGCCAGUCAGUGUAGUCGGUGUGGUCUACCAUCGUGAGGCUGUAUCAUUGUUAUUUGUGUGUUAUCUUUCCAAGUAUUUAGUUGCCAUUUUAAAAUAAACGUGACUGAACUUGCACUGAGUUAAAAAAUGGAUCGAGAUCCUACUUCCACACAAAUGCAUGAACACAAAGAAAAAGUGAAGGAUCAGCCAUCCGUAUUAUUAACUGGAAAUGGAGCUCCUAUUGCUCAUAAAACAGCAAGUCUUACAGUUGGACAUCAAGGACCAUUGCUUCUUCAAGACCAUGUCUUCUUGGAUGAAAUGUCUCAUUUUAAUAGAGAAAGGAUUCCAGAAAGAGUAGUUCACGCUAAAGGAGCUGGAGCCUUUGGUUACUUUGAGGUUACUCAUGACAUUACAAAAUAUACAAAAGCAAAAAUAUUUUCAAAAAUUGGAAAAAGAACACCUAUUGCAGUACGAUUUUCUACUGUAGGAGGAGAAAACGGAUCAGCAGAUACGGUGAGGGAUCCUCGUGGAUUUGCUGUGAAAUUUUAUACGGAAGAAGGAGUCUGGGAUCUAGUUGGAAACAACACUCCAAUAUUUUUCAUAAAAGAUCCAAUACUUUUUCCUAGUUUCAUUCAUACUCAGAAACGAAACCCUGUUACUCACUUAAAAGACAUUGAUAUGUUUUGGGACUUUAUUUCACUCCGACCUGAAACAACUCACCAAGUUAUGAUCUUAUUCAGUGAUCGUGGUAUUCCGGAUGGUUACCGUUACAUGAAUGGUUAUGGCUCGCAUACCUUCAAACUUGUUAAUGAUGAUAAUCAAUUUGUUUAUUGUAAAUUCCAUUAUAAGACUGACCAAGGUAUCAAAAACCUCUUUUCUGCUAAAGCUGCAAAAAUAAGUUCACAAGAUCCAGAUUACAGUAUUAGAGAUUUAUACAAUGCGAUUGCUAAAAAAAACUUUCCUUCAUGGACAUUUUACAUUCAAGUAAUGACUGAACAACAAGCUGAGAAAUUCAAGUGGAAUCCUUUUGACGUGACUAAGAUCUGGCCUCACAAAGAGUUCCCAUUAAUCCCGGUUGGAAAAUUAGUACUGGAUAAAAAUCCAUCAAACUAUUUUGCCGAAGUUGAACAGCUGGCUUUUAACCCAGCACAUUUAGCACCAGGUAUUGAACCAAGUCCAGAUAAAAUGCUGCAAGGGCGUUUGUUUGCUUAUGGUGAUACUCAAAGAUAUCGUCUUGGAGCCAAUCAUUUUCAACUUCCCGUGAAUUGUCCCUACAAAAAUUUGUCACUGAUGAACUAUCAACGCGAUGGCUUCAUGUCUGUUAAUAAUCAAAGGGGAGCUCCUAAUUACUACCCUAAUAGUUUUAGUGGUCCUGAAGUACAUGUUACGGCAAAAUCUCCACCAUUCAAUGUUGUUGGUGUCAUAGAUCGUCACGAGCCGAUUGAUGAAGAUGAUUUUGGCCAAGUCACAAUCUUUUGGCAAAAUGUGCUCGACGCAGAUGCCAAAACAAGACUUGUUAAUAACAUAGCUAUGAGUCUUUCGGAUGCAUCAAAUUUCAUUAUUGAACGCGCUAUAGGAAACUUUUCAAAGGUUGACAUCGAACUCGGUCAAAGAUUAAUUGAUGAGUUACGAAAAGCCGGAAAAUCAAUUAAUAUCACAGCUAAGAGUGCACGCUUAUAAAAUAUUGUUAUUGCUUGUCUUUCAUUUGGCUUAAUAUUUAUUUUGAAAUUACU